Messenger RNA from Syzygium oleosum, 642 nucleotides. RefSeq lists its product as uncharacterized. Lineage: Eukaryota; Viridiplantae; Streptophyta; Magnoliopsida; Myrtales; Myrtaceae. The coding region runs from base 187 to 585 and encodes 132 amino acids. The record is from RefSeq and is a predicted model, not a curated record. The transcript is spliced from 3 exons.
CAAGGAGGUUGGUCUUCACACGCAAUUGACUGAACUAAAGUAGAGUUGUCAGACUCCACUUCCACGGUUACUUCUCUCCCCAUGUUCUCUCUUCUCCAUUCUUUCAUAAAGCGCACACCUUGAAGCAGUGCCAAGGCUUCCGCUUGAAGAGGCGAUUGAGCCCGAAUCAGACAAGCAAAUCCUCCCAUGAGCUUUCCUGAGGAGUCUCGGCAUACACCAGCCACUGCACAUGGUGUAGAGCCAGCAACGAAGGCUGCGUCCACAUUAAGCUUAAGAGCUCCUUUCUCCGGCGGUGUCCAGAUUGCAGGAACCAGAGUACUUCGAAAACGAGCUCGAGAGACGGCGAGGCUGACUUUGGUUGUCCAGGGACAAAGGAGAAAGAGGUGCUCUGUUGUCUCCGGACACUUCUUACACACUGGGCACAAUGGGUCAGGUAAGAUUCUUCGCUUGAACAAGUUUUCCUUUGUAGGCAAGGCAUUUUGGCAAAGUUGCCAUAGGAAUAGUUUAAUUUUAGGUAGGGUGUUCAUAUUCCACACUUUAGACCAUAGGGCUCGUGGUAUUUGGUACGAGGAUGAGGCCUGUUGAUUGGCUGGGCCGUCUACUUCUUUUUAGAGAUGAUUGUAAUCGCUUUUGACUGAGUAA